Megalopta genalis is the source of this 1955-nucleotide messenger RNA. RefSeq names its product serine and arginine rich splicing factor B52 (gene B52). Gene Ontology annotation, cellular component: cytoplasm; nucleus. The record is from RefSeq and is a predicted model, not a curated record. Lineage: Eukaryota; Metazoa; Arthropoda; Insecta; Hymenoptera; Halictidae. Gene Ontology annotation, molecular function: mRNA binding.
CCGUUUUGUUUCCGUUACUGCGGCGAGCCAUCUUACUUCAGACGCCGAUCAUUACUUCUUCUAGUAAUUUCAGUGCUAACGUGUCGUGCAACAGCAUAAGAUUUUAGUGGUCGAGACAACGCUGUUUCACGUGUAUUCAGUAUGGUAGGGACAAGGGUCUAUGUCGGUGGGCUUCCAUACGGCACCAGGGAAAGAGACCUUGAGAGAUUUUUCAGAGGCUACGGUCGAUUCCGUGAUGUCCUCAUCAAGAAUGGUUACGGCUUUGUUGAGUUCGAUGACUAUAGGGAUGCAGACGAUGCCGUCUAUGAGCUCAAUGGGAAGGAGCUGUUAGGAGAAAGAAUUACUGUAGAGAGGGCCCGGGGGACACCUAGGGGUAGUGACCAGUGGCGCUAUGGUGACUCCCGUGGUGGUUAUGGGGACUCGAGGCGAUCUGCCCGAGACGAUAUGCGGCACGACAGAGAUAGUGUGAACAGAAACACGAGGACUGCAUCUAGCUACAAGCAAUCAUUGCCCAGAUACGGACCACCCACACGCACCGAGUACCGCCUUACCGUGGAAAAUCUUUCCAGCCGUGUCAGCUGGCAGGAUUUGAAGGAUUAUAUGAGACAGGCUGGAGAAGUGACGUAUGCAGAUGCACACAAGCAGCGCAGGAAUGAAGGAGUUGUAGAAUUCGCGACGUACUCGGACUUGAAGAACGCCAUCGACAAAUUGGACGACACCGAACUCAACGGACGCAGAAUCAGAUUAAUCGAAGACAAAAGACGUGGCCGUCGCUCAAGAUCCUCCAGCUCGAGAUCAAGAUCACGAUCACGAUCAAGAUCCCGCCGCCGAUCCCGCUCUCGCUCAAGGAGUCGCCGCAGCUCUCGUAGCCGUAGCCGCCGCAGCAGUCGUUCCAAAUCCAGGGCACAUUCGAAAUCCAAAUCAAAGUCCAAAUCCAAAUCCCCCGAGCGUAGCCGCUCCCGUUCCAAAUCCAAAUCAAGAGACCGCUCAAAGUCGAAAUCUAAGUCAAAGUCCAAAUCCAGAUCUCGUUCUAGGUCCAAGGCCGAGAGGUCAAAGUCCAGGUCGCAGUCCAAAUCCAAAGCCAAGUCUCCCUCGAAAGACAGGUCUAGUCGCGAACGAUCCAGGGGCGACAGAUCAAGAUCCCGAUCCGGCAGCAAACAUAGCAAAAGCCGCAGCCGCUCACGUUCGCCGAUGAACGGAGACAAAUCGCCUGAAAGUAACAAGCAGAAAGCUGAUUAAAGGAAACGAUCGAACGAAUAAAAAAACGAAAGGACUUAGCAGAGCGGAACGGAGUGGAGGAGAGUGAAAGAAUUUACGCGAGUGGAACUUGUUACAGAGUUUCAUCUCUUUAGUUUCCUUUUAUUUUUUCUACACUACAAAUACAUUCAAGAAGCCAAUUUCAAGCCUUGUUUUACGACGUCUAUUCUUCUUUUAACAAGUUUACCCGCAAUCGGACGAGGUACUCCUGACAUAGGCCCUCUGUGUCUGUCAUGUAGAAAUUAUACAUGAGACUCAAAUGAUGAUAAAUAAAAUUUCGUAGUAUGAAAAAGUACGACCAAGCGUGUGAGGUAAAAGCAAAUGUAUUGGAACAUAAUUUAAAAAAAGGAACAAAACAUUAACUGUAUAAUGCAACGAUUGGCUUAAAAAUAAUUGAUUGUCCAUCGUUCACUGAAUUGAAAUCAAUUUCACCAGAUUAUUUCUCAUCUAAUUUUAAUUGUACACAUUCUCAUUCGAAACGAAUACACAUCUCGCAUUUAGAAAAGUAAGAUGUCUUCAUACGUACCUUAAACGGACUCGACACACGUUUUCGAGGUAUCGCCGUAUAUCGAGGAAUUCCCUAUAAUGGCUUUUUGUAUAUAUUCCUAACAAUCACAUACAAUGAGGAGAUACGUGAUGUGUAAUAAAUUUAGCGGUAAGAGGUAUCUUAUUAUCAAUAAAAAUUCAUGCCAAGCUUA